This is a messenger RNA of Adineta ricciae, 996 nucleotides long. NCBI's taxonomy places the organism in Eukaryota, Metazoa, Rotifera, Eurotatoria, Adinetida, Adinetidae. The record is from the annotation of a GenBank genome assembly.
AUGACUGAUUCCACACCAAAACAAACCCUUAUUAAAUCGCGAUCCAGUGGAUCGUUAAGAGACAGCGUUGUUGAAAGUACUGAUAUCUUUACGUCGACACACCUUGUGGACAGUGAUACAGAGAAAUAUAAGUACAAAGGAGGAAGGCGAGCUAUGCUGCCUUCUAUAAGUACAGUGAAUGCCGCUCAGGCCGCUUCUACUGAAAGUAAAGACACGAAGGUUAGUCACUUCAAUACACUCACGCAUGUCGCAACUAAUGACUUUCAACCGAUGAAGAAAAAUGCGUGUCAGUCAACUCAAAAUGACUCCGAACUACAACAAUACCAGAACACAACCGUAGAGACAGAGAAAACCGUGAACAAUGCUGAUUUCGAUAUUUUCAUUCUAAGUAACUUUACUCCGUUUACCGGAAAAGGUGACGUCGUUCAAUGGCUUGCGGAAACAGAAGAUAAAUUCACUCAGUUUCGUAUUGCACGAUGUCUUCGUUAUCAAUCCAUCUCACUAUUAGUUACAGGAGAUGCAAAACGCAUAUAUGUAUCACAUCGUAAAACUAUUCACACUUUUGAUGAUUUCUAUGAAUUUAUGAUAUCUACAUUUCAAGCUAGUUCAAAUUCUUCUUGUUCGGUCAGUUCAUGUCUAUCUGCUAAUACAUUACGUGUCACGAAAUGUGAUACUUGUCAAUCACAAAUCAUUCCUAAGACUGAUACAACUCUUUCACACACGAACUCUUCAUGUCAGCCGGAUUAUCACACAGAUACUAAUAGGCCAAAUGCUAUUCUUCAUACCACCAUGGUUCAUGGUGAGGUUUCAACUAGGGAUCAGAAUGCACUUUCACUCAACUCUUCUAAUAGUCAAGUCGAUCCUGCUAUUAACGAACUUCGUAAAGCUAUAGUUAGCAAUCUAAUAAAAAAUCCAAAAACAUUCAAAGGAGAAAAGGAUGACGUUAAAAAAUGGUUGGAAGAUAUUGAACAUCUUUUUGAUAUCGCACAUNAAUAG